GGACUGUAAAGAGAGGGUUGUUUGCCCUUAAAUGAAAUCAGGACUAAUACUCGCCAGAUUCUUACCUGAUCUCAGCAGAUUUUUCAUCUGAAUUCUCCUUUCUUUGGUUGCAUUCUGGCUAGUAGUUCAAUACAAUGUUGCAUCUCAUUUUGUUAAUUAUAUGCUUUAUAGAAAAAUCAGAUUCUGCGAAAUUCAGUUUAUCCGUAAUCCCAGCAAACCAACCAGUACUUAUUGGUCAAAAAGUAAUUUUGAGGUGUCAGGUACAAGGAAUACGACUUUCAACAAAAUAUGCAGUGUUAUUUCGGCAUAAAGAAAACUUAAUCUCAGAGAAGUGUUUCGUGUACGAAGCACAAAAGUAUCACCUAAUAUGUGAGCCAGAUGAUUGGCAAAGAGCCGAAACUUAUGAAUUACAUAUUAAAUCGGUUUCUUGGGCAGAUCGUGGUAAUUGGUCGUGUAUUUAUGCAGCAAAUAAGACCAUACAAACUCUUGAAGUAUAUGCACCAGCUAAAUUGGAAAAGAUGCGUGUUUCAAGUUUAACAUCAUUGCCUGUGGCAAACAAAGAAAGUAUGAUCAAAGACUCCAGUUCACCUUCAGAAUUAUCAUCUCCAUCGUCUUUGGCUACGGCUGGAUUGGAUUCAGCUUUAUCUAUCAUUGGCACACCACCUAGUCAACAUAUCGGCUUAGGCACUCGAACUAAUCCGUAUGAUUUACGUUCAGGACUAGGAAUUCAGCUUACUUGUGAAACAACUUGUGGACAUCCUCGAGCCAAUAUAACUUGGCUAGUCAUGAAUGAGACAAUGACUAAAGCAAUUAUGCCCACGAAUCCAAAUAAAAUUCAUGAAAAUGUUUGUAGUAAUUCACCAAAUACAAUCGAUAUGACAACUACUAAGUCAACUUUACAUGUUCAUUGCUCACAAUUAGAUAUUAUUGGUUUAAAUCAAGUUCAAUGUUCAGUGAAUGGACCACAAUAUAAAGAUACUUUAUUGACACGAAAUGUUUAUAUAUUAUGUGCUGAUAAAAAUGAAUUAGAAAAUUUAAAACAACCGCAAAAACAUCAAAUAACUACAAAUGAAAUCAAGCAAGAACGUGUACGGCGACGUACGUUUGUUGUAAAUUGCUCUCCAGCUUAUUCUAGACUAACUGAUAUAUGACUUCAUUUGAAAAAGACUCAUCUUCUCUUUAUGUUUGCAUGUUUCACAAAUGCUAAGUGGGAUGCUUUGUUUGUGUUGAUGAUGUGAUAAUUAGUUUGGUGAGAUUCUACUUUUCAUAAUAUGUUUGUUAGUUAUAAAUUGUUUAUUUUGUGUUUGCUUUCUUGCAUUCUUACUGUUUCACGUUUCAUACAGCAUGUUUGCAUGACACUUUUUUUCACUGUUAGUCGGUUACGUUCGUAAAUAGUGAAUAUGCAAAACAUUAACUAGACAGAUUAAAGAAUCUUUGUGACUUAGUGGCAAUAUCGAGGCAAUCAUCAUAGGAUCCACAUAUAAUAAACGAAACUGAUCAAUCACAGUCCAAAAUAUCAAUGGGAAGAUUUAAACAACCAAUAAAAAUGAAUUAGUCGUGGUUCUUCUAUGACCGAGAUAGAGCUGAUACAAUUUAUUACCUGUUUAAAUACGCUAUUUUGCUUCUCGCUUUUAUCCCAAUUUGUAGAAAGAUCGCAAACCUUUAACCUUAUCCUAACUUUCUUUUUCUCCAAUUUCAUUCUAGGUGGUGAAAGACCAAUGCGCUUAACAAGUGGUGAAGUUGUCGGCAUAGCUGUUGGUUCAGCAUUAGGUUUAAUUUUAGUAUUUAUUGGUUGUAUUAUUUGCGUAAUAAUGGGAAAUCAUCUCCUUUACCAUUUCAUGGUCAUAUACCCGGUCAACGUGUAUAGGAAAACAAGGAUUCCUUUUUUUUUCUCUCUGAUUUCAUUGUUCACAAUAAUAUCUGUUCUCAUUGUCUAUAUUGUACAAUUUUGUCAUUUUCUCUACAUACUACUGAUAAUGAUAAUCAUAGUAGUAGCAGUAGUAUUCUGUAUUGAUUGCAUUUAUAACAAUGCAUUCCCAUAAUUCAAUUGUUUUCUUCUUCUUUUUUAUUUAUUUAUUUUCCAAGUUCAUAUUAGCAUAAAUUUCAAUUUUGAUCAUUUUCAUAUUAUAAGUGGGUCUAUAUUUGUUUGCUUUUUAAGCAUAUAUUGCUUGAAUAAUUAUUUGUAUUGCAUUUUUGUGUUUUUUUUUAUCACAUAUCAUUUUAUUCUAAAGUCAAUUAAUUUCUAGUUACUUAUCUUCUCAUUUAAUAUUUCUAGUUUUAUGCAUUUUUAUCUGCGAUAAAAUGUUUUUAUAUAUUACGACUACUACUAAUAAUAAUAGUAGUACUAUUAUUAUUAUCAUUAUUGUGUACUCGUUAUGCUGAUAUUCCAAAGUCAAUGGAAUUUGUAUUGUCAUGAUUUUUCCGCUUGAUAUCAGUUUUUUCUACACAGCAAUUAACUAAAGGGAGGCAAACAUAAAACUUUGCAAAGUAUUUACUGUAAACGGAAUCUCUGGUAGAGAUAAUAAUAAAUAAUAAAAUGUACGUUUUCUGACAUCAUCUAGGAAUCAAUACCGAUUAUUCAACAUAUUAGGAUCUCAACUUUUUUUUUCUACUGGUAUUACAUUUGAACAUGUCAAUAUUGAUACUUCAACAAAUUGAAUUGUCCUUUUCUGGGUUACUGUUUUACUUUGUAUUUUUCUUUCAAAUGAUGUAAAUAGGUAAUAAUUUUUUUCGUUUUUUCUACUCUUUAUUGCGUAUGUAUGUAUGCUUUUGAUACUUUUGAAAUUUAUAUUCAUUCGUGUUCUACUAUCCUAUUAAAUUCUGUUUCAUAAGCUGUUUUAUUCGAAUUAAAACUUAUUAUUUCCAUUCCUCAAUGUUCUAUGAAAAUUUUAUUGGAAGGAAAAUUGUCGGUGGAACAGAAAUUUUGCUGAA
Messenger RNA from Schistosoma mattheei, 2931 nucleotides. The record is from the annotation of a GenBank genome assembly. NCBI's taxonomy places the organism in Eukaryota, Metazoa, Platyhelminthes, Trematoda, Strigeidida, Schistosomatidae.